Molecule: messenger RNA, 4932 nt
Organism: Ceratotherium simum simum (southern white rhinoceros)
Lineage: Eukaryota; Metazoa; Chordata; Mammalia; Perissodactyla; Rhinocerotidae
Gene: ZFAT
Product: zinc finger and AT-hook domain containing
Biological process (GO): positive regulation of transcription by RNA polymerase II
Cellular component (GO): nucleus
Molecular function (GO): DNA-binding transcription factor activity, RNA polymerase II-specific; sequence-specific DNA binding
Source: RefSeq, a predicted model, not a curated record
UCCAGCCGGGUGGCUCCACGUCAGGCGGGUCCAAGGACUGGCCGGCAGGUACAUGCUGGCUCCCGCAGAACUGGGCAGACUCCCAAUCCUGCAAUCCGCAUUCCAGGCCUCCCGUUAGCCCCCCUCCCAGGAGCGGCUCAAAACGCGGAGCGGCGGAGUCUGCGGAGCGGGAUACAAAGCGCGGCCGCCGGCCCGGAGCAUGCGCAGUAGGCCAGCCCAGCCGGGCCGCGCUCGGCGCUGGGGGAGGGUCAUCCGAGGCUGACGUCCGCUACGCCGGCGUCAGCGCCCCGUGAAGAGGAGGGCGAAGACUCCAUCCGCCAUGUUGGAUGCCGCAGAUUCGCCAUAACCUCGCCGGCUCUUUUCUUAAAAAAAUAAAAAUAAAAAGCGAAGCAUCAGCGGGGCGCCCCGCCUUCUCGGUCGGCGCGGGAGGGGGCCCGGAAGAGCCCGAGGCUUUUUUUUCCUCCGCGGUGUGGGCGUUGCCAUGGAGACGCAGGCGGCAGAGAACACAGCCAUCUUCAUGUGUAAAUGUUGCAACCUUUUCUCACCAAAUCAGUCAGAACUCCUGUCCCACGUUUCUGAGAAGCACACAGAAGAAGGGGUUAAUGUUGAUGAGAUCAUCAUCCCCCUUAGGCCUCUGAGUACUCCUGAACCCACCAACCCAAGCAAAACCAACGAUGAGUUUUCGGUCAUGAAGAGGAAGAGAGGCAGGCCUAAGGGGUCCACGAAGAAGCCCAGCGCUGAGGAGGAGCUGGCGGAAAACAUGGUCAGUCCGAGCGAGGACAGCCCGCCGGCCCACGAGGAAGGGAGCAGCCUGGCUCCCAGCAGCCUGGAGUGCAGCAAAUGCUGCAGGAGGUUCUCCAACACGCGCCAGCUCAGGAAGCACAUCUGCAUCAUCGUGCUGAAUCUGGGCGAGGAGGAGGGGGAGGCAGGUAACGAAUCUGACCUUGAACUGGAAAAGAAGUAUAAGGAGGAUGACCGAGAAAAGGCCCCGAAGAGACCGCGGACACAGAGAACAGAGAAGGUCCAGAAGAUCUCCUCGGGAAAGGAGACGGGGCAGACUGCCGGAGCGAAGAAGCCCAUCAUAAGUGUGGUUUUAACUGCACAUGAAGCUAUUCCAGGUGCUACUAAGAUUGUUCCAGUGGAGGCUGGGCCCCCGGAAACAGGAGGCGCAAACCCCGAGACCACCGCGGCUGACUUGGCGCCUCGGAGAGGGUACCAGGAGUACGCCAUUCAGCAGACACCGUACGAGCAACCCAUGAAGUCAAGCAGGCUAGGUCCCACCCAGCUCAAGAUCUUCACUUGUGAGUACUGCAACAAGGUCUUCAAGUUUAAGCACUCGCUGCAGGCCCACCUGCGGAUCCACACCAACGAGAAGCCGUACAAGUGCUCCCAGUGCAGCUACGCCAGCGCCAUCAAGGCCAACCUCAACGUGCACCUGCGCAAGCACACUGGCGAGAAGUUCGCCUGCGACUACUGCUCCUUCACCUGCCUGAGCAAAGGCCACCUCAAGGUGCACAUCGAGCGGGUGCACAAGAAGAUCAAGCAGCACUGCCGCUUCUGCAAGAAGAAGUACUCCGACGUCAAGAACCUCAUCAAGCACAUCCGCGACGUGCACGACCCGCAGGACAAGAAGGUCAAGGAGGCCCUGGACGAGCUCUGUCUGAUGACGAGGGAGGGCAAGCGGCAGCUGCUCUACGACUGCCAUAUCUGCGAGCGCAAGUUCAAGAACGAGCUGGACCGCGACCGCCACAUGCUGGUGCACGGUGACAAGUGGCCCUUUGCCUGCGAGCUCUGUGGCCACGGGGCCACCAAGUACCAGGCGCUGGAGCUGCACGUCAGGAAGCACCCCUUCGUGUACGUCUGCGCCAUAUGCCUCAAGAAGUUUGUCAGCUCCAUCAGGCUGCGCUCCCACAUCAAAGAGGCGCACGGGGCUGCCCAGGAGACCUUGGUCUUCACCAGCUCCAUCAACCAGAGCUUCUGUCUCCUGGAGCCCGGGGGGGACAUCCAGCAGGAAGCACUGGGGGGCCAGCUGCAGCUGGCGGAGGAGGAGUUUGUGUUCCAGGGGGUGAAUGCACCCAAGGAGGCGGCCUGCCCUGGGGAUGCUCAGCCUGAGGAGGCGCGGAAGGAACCGGAGGCCCCUGUGGAGGUGCCUGCCCCACCUGUGCACUUAGCCACGCCCCCGGCGGGAAGUGCUGCCCUGCCGCCCUGUGAGCUGGAAGCCACUGUGGUCUCCUCGGACCUUCAUCCACACGCGGUAGUUUCGGAUGAGUUUUUGUUGAAAAACGAUACCUCCUCUGCUGAGGCUCACACUGCCCCUGAGAAGACCUUGGAUGCCCAGCACGGGGGCUCUGCCCAGGCUCAGGGUGAAGAAGUCACGCUACUGUUGUCCAAGGCCAAAAGCACUGAAGCAAACCUGGAGACCCAGGGCGCCAGGAGCCCUCCAGGUGAAGGUCAGAAGAUGGCUGCCCUCCCAUCCGAUGGACCAGAUCCCAGUCGGUGUCUCAGGUCAAACCCAGCUGAGGCCUCAGACCUCCCUCCAGGAGCCGGUGGGAGGGACAUGGCCCUGUGCCAGCCUGCCUCGUGCCCGCCUGCCUCCGAGCACCGGGCUGGCAUCACUGCGUUCAUGAAGAUCCUGGACAGUUUACAGAAGAGGCGAAUGAACACUGGCUUGUGUGAGAGGAUCCGGAAGGUGUACGGAGACCUGGAGUGUGAAUACUGUGGCAAACUUUUUUGGUACCAAGUGCAUUUUGAUAUGCAUGUCCGCACCCACACCCGGGAACAUCUGUAUUAUUGCUCCCAGUGUCAUUAUUCUUCCAUCACCAAAAACUGCCUUAAACGCCAUGUAAUUCAGAAACACAGUAACAUCUUGCUGAAGUGUCCCACUGACGGCUGUGACUACUCGACUCCAGAUAAAUAUAAGCUGCAGGCACAUCUUAAAGUUCACGCAGAGCUGGACAAAAGGAGUUAUUCUUGUCCUGUGUGUGAAAAGUCUUUUUCAGAAGAUCGAUUGAUAAAGUCACAUAUCAAGACCAACCAUCCCGAGGUCUCCAUGAGCACCAUUUCUGAGGUUCUGGGGAGGAGGGUUCAGCUGAAAGGGCUGAUCGGGAAGAGAGCCAUGAAGUGCCCGUAUUGUGAUUUCUAUUUCAUGAAGAAUGGCUCGGACCUUCAGCGUCAUAUUUGGGCUCAUGAAGGUGUGAAACCCUUCAAAUGUUCUUUGUGUGAAUAUGCAACUCGUAGCAAGAGCAACCUCAAGGCUCACAUGAAUCGUCAUAGCACUGAGAAAACCCACCUAUGUGACAUGUGUGGCAAGAAAUUCAAAUCAAAAGGGACGUUGAAAAGUCACAAGCUCCUUCACACUGCUGAUGGGAAGCAGUUUAAGUGCACGGUAUGUGACUACACGGCGGCCCAGAAGCCACAGCUGCUGCGGCACAUGGAGCAGCACGCCUCCUUCAAGCCUUUCCGCUGCGCCCAUUGCCAUUACUCGUGUAACAUAUCUGGCUCUCUGAAGCGACACUACAACAGGAAGCACCCCAAUGAGGAAUACGCCAACGUGGGCACCGGGGAGCUAGCGGCCGACGCGCUCAUCCAGCAAGGUGGUUUGAAGUGUCCUGUCUGCAGCUUUGUGUAUGGCACCAAAUGGGAGUUCAACAGGCACUUGAAGAACAAGCAUGGCCUGAAGUUGGUGGAAAACGAAGGUGAUCCCAAGUGGGAGCCAGCAACAGAAGCUCCUGAGGAGCCCUCCACCCAGUAUCUGCACAUCACAGAAGCUGAAGAGGAUGUUCAGGGGACACAGGCAGCCGUGGCCGCGCUCCAGGACCUGAGAUACACCUCUGAGAGUGGUGAGCGACUUGACCCCACAGCUGUAAACAUCCUCCAGCAGAUCAUCGAGCUGGGCACCGAGACCCACGACGCCACUGCCGUUGCCUCGGUGGUUGCCAUGGCACCAGGGACGGUGACUGUUGUGAAACAGGUCACCGACGAGGAGCCCAGCUCCAACCAUACAGUCAUGAUCCAGGAGACCCUCCAGCAGGCCUCUGUGGAGCUGGCCGAGCAGCAUCACCUGGUGGUAUCCUCCGACGAGGUGGAGGGCAUCGAGACAGUGACAGUCUACACGCAAGGCGGAGAGGCCUCGGAGUUCAUCGUGUACGUGCAGGAGGCCAUGCAGCCCGUGGAGGAGCAGGCCGUGGGGCAGCCGGCCCAGGAGCUCUAGAGGACACUCAGCGUCGGACGGACCCCAUAGGGCAGGGCUGCCAGGCUCUGCGGGACACCCAGGACACUUGGGGUGCCCAGGGCGGGGAAGCCACAGAAGGGCACUCUGCCUGGCGCUCUCCUCUGCGCUCCCUGCCCUGGCCGCCAGAUGGGGCUCUCCUUGUCCUACUUUGGGUAGGCAAGGUGAUCAGCAUCACCAGCAAUACAGGACCCCUCCCUCAGUACAGACACAUACCCCCUUACCCUGUAUCCUCUGCUUCUGGAAGGACUUUUGCAUCAGUUCCCCAAACACGGGCCAUACCACAUUGCCCCUUUGCUUCAAGAUUCAGAGACCCCCAGUCCCCAUCAGCAUCUUCCCUGAAUCACAUCCCCAUCUCCUUGGUCCCCAUCUAGGUGCCGAAUCUUCAUCUGGGACCGCUGCAGCCUGGUGAAAGGGAGACAGCCAUCACAGAGAAAGGGACCUUGUGGUUUUUGAGUCACCUCUCUGGGGAAAGAGGGAAGGGGGCCUGGCUUUGUCUACAAAGUUCUACCCUCCUCAGGUAUUGAGGGUGCAUGUUAUCGCGUGAAGUAACCACGAUUUGAUGACCCUCCCACUCCCAUCACAGGUGGGGUCUCAGCUUACAGUCUUGGAAUUCUUUUGCUUUCAAAAAAAAUGCACUUUUUCCUCUUCACCCCCCAUUCUAAGGAGGUGAGGUGGAUGGAAUAAAGACAGUCUCGGCCUGA